This is a messenger RNA of Penicillium malachiteum, 831 nucleotides long. RefSeq names its product O-methyltransferase. Lineage: Eukaryota; Fungi; Ascomycota; Eurotiomycetes; Eurotiales; Aspergillaceae. The transcript has 3 exons. Bases 1 to 831 code for a protein of 276 amino acids. Gene Ontology annotation, molecular function: O-methyltransferase activity. The record is from RefSeq and is a predicted model, not a curated record.
AUGACUGCCACUGAGCCUCGUCCCAGAAUUGAGCCAGGUCGAGAACCUGAUGUCCUCACUUAUAUCUGGAAUCUGCCAAAUUUCGACGAGCUUCCCGGAAAUCCCGAGAAAAUCCUAGAUGCGAUUGACAAGUUCAACACAGAAGAAAAUCGCCUCAUAAACAUUGGACCCAGAAAGGGACCCUUAAUCGAGAAGAUCAUUGAAGAGAAGAAGCCAUCUAUCAUGGUCGAGUUAGGUUGCUAUGUCGGUUACUCUGCAAUCAGAUUCGGCAAUGCGGUUCGACGUGCAGGAGGCAAGAAAUACUAUAGUCUCGAAAUCAACCCCAUCAAUGCAUCUGUCGCAAAGCUGCUUAUCGAGCUAGCUGGCUUACAGGAUAUCGUCACUGUGAUCGUGGCUGCAAGCUAUGAAGGUCUCGCCAAGCUAGUGCACGAGUUGCUCAUUGAGUCUAUCGAGCUUUUGUUCGUGGAUCAUGUGAAGCAUCGCUAUAUUUCCGACUUGUGGCUUGUUGAGCAGCUGGGUCUUCUCCAACCUGGAAAGUCUGUUAUUAUUGCUGAUAACAUUUCUCCUUCUUAUUCGCGCGGAACAGAGUAUAUGAAUUGGCUGCAUGCCAGUGCAGCGGAUAAAGAGGCUACUCUGGCACAAUAUACAUUCACUGAUGAUUUUGGUGGUGUUGAGCUGGCUAGGCUGAUCAAGGAGAAUGGUGUCAAAAAGACUGGAUUGGACUUGAGUAAUGUGCCAGGAACUGGAACAUACUCUUAUGAGACAAAGCUUCAUGAAUUCCAGGGGCACAGUGGAAGGACGGAUGGAGUGGCGGUCACCAAUGUCCUGUAG